CCCCCGCCUGCCGUCCUUCCUUCCUCCCCUCCCUCCCGCCUUCCUUCCCUCCCUUCCUUCCUUCCCCUCCCUCCCGGCCCUUCCUCUCCCCGCCUGCCGCCGCCGCCGAGGAGGAGGAACAUGGCGAAAGCGGAGCAGGUCCUCAGCCUCGAACCGCAGCACGAGCUCAAAUUCAAAGGGCCUUUUACAGAUGUCGUCACCACAAACCUGAAGCUCGGCAACCCUACAGACAGAAAUGUGUGCUUCAAAGUUAAGACCACAGCACCACGUAGAUACUGUGUAAGGCCUAACAGUGGAAUUAUCGAUGCAGGAACAUCAAUUAAUGUUUCUGUGAUGCUACAGCCUUUUGACUAUGAUCCUAAUGAGAAAAGUAAACACAAGUUUAUGGUUCAGUCUAUGUUUGCUCCAGCUGAUACUUCAGAUAUGGAAGCAGUAUGGAAAGAAGCAAAACCAGAAGAACUCAUGGAUUCGAAACUUAGGUGUGUGUUUGAGCUACCAGCGGAAAAUGAUAAGCCUCAUGAUAUAGAAAUAAAUAAAAUUGUAUCCACAACUGCAACAAAGACAGAUUCUUCUGUAAUGUCUAAAUCAAUAAGUUCCUCUUUGGAUGACAUUGAAGUUAAGAAAGUAAUGGAAGAAUAUAAGAGGCUUCAAAUAGAAGUUCAGAGGUUACGGGAGGAGAAUAAACAGUUUAAGGAAGAAGAUGGACUUCGGAUGAGGAAGGCACCCCAGACAAACAAUCCAAUAUCUGCUUCUGCAGCUGCUGUCAAGGAGGAAGGGCUCAGCUCUAGACUACUUGCUUUGGUGGUUUUGUUCUUUAUCUUUGGUGUAAUUAUAGGAAAAAUAGCCUUGUAGAGGCAGCAUGCUGGGAAUUGUAAAUUGGUUUGAUGGUUCUGCCAUAUCAUUGGAUUAAAUUUAUUCAUAACAAUGUUUAAAAAGAUUAAUGUAUGACAUCUCACAGGUCUUGCCUUCAAAUUACCCCUGCACAAAUAUUAUGUAACAUAAUCUAGAAAGUUUAAAAUGUACGAUGGGUGAAUGAAAGAGAAUAUUCUUCAGUGAUGAACGGGGGGGAGGGGGAAAUCAUGAUUUAACACUACAAUGGAAUAUUGUAUAUGUCAUUUUAAACAUUCUUAGGCCCUGGUACAUGUUGCUGGAUUACCUCUUUUUAAAAAAAGCAAAACAGAAAAAAACUCUUCCUCCACUGCUGGAGCUGGCCCUAUUGAAUGUUUGGAGCUGGGUUAGGCAGGAGGUGUUGAUAACUUCUGUAAAAUAUGUUAAUCCACCAUUCUGCUCAUAAAUUUAACAGUUUCUGUCAGUGUCUUCAACUCUGUGCAAGUUACCGAUUUCUUGGCACUUAAAUGAAUAGUGAGAAGCUGAAAAGAAUUGUACGUGGCAAUGCUGAAUGUGCUAGGCAUCAUUAAGAGGCAUAUAUUGACUGGUAUGACGCUCAUUCGGAAUAAAGGUCAAUGCCUUCUUCUCAUAAAGGGACCAAGCUACAUUGCUGUUGGUUCAUUUAGCUGAAUUAAAAUGUUAUUCAGAGAUGUUUAAUGCAUAUUUAACUUAUUUAAUGUAUUUCAUCUCAUGUUUCCUUAUUGUCACAAAAUUGACUAAUACUCUAUGGUAUAAAAGGCACCUGUUUUAAGCCAGUGACUAGAACUAAAAAAUUUGCUGCUGUAGUGAUGCAAGAUUCUUCUGCCUCCUGGUGUUUUGGGCACUACACAAUUGUUGGAGUUUUGAUCAUCCGAGCAUUGGAGAAACAGUGGUCAGGAAACUGUUUUUGUAUGUAAAUAAGUCUAUCUAGGGGAAAAAAUAUUAGUAGUAAACUAGUUCUAUGCCGUAAAAAGACCAAUCCCGUUUGACUAUGUAGCAACAAAAAAAAAAAAAAAAAAAAAAAAAAAAAAAAGGAAAGAAAUUAAAUAAAGCCCCCAAAUUCAAGUUUCUUUUGUUAUUUUUGUCAUGUUCUCAACAGCUUUAGACGGGGGAAAAGAACAAUGUUCUCUACCAACUUACUUUGCUUAUGGCAUCAGGAAACUGUCAGUCUUAGAUCAGGAUGAUUUUUUUUCCCCAGCAUAAUUUUAAUCUAAAAUCAGCUCCAUUCAAUGCCUGAUAUACAUAAGCGUUGUUCAGAAUAAUCAUAUCAACUGCUAUUGUACUUAAAUAAUGUCCCAUUUUUCCCUUUGUUUGGAUUCAGUAGUCGAUACAGUUGGUAGUAUAUGGAAAGUGAGACCGAUAGUUGUGUUUCUAAGCAUACUUUUAUUACAAAAUACAUAAACUCAAUAUCGUUUAGCAUGUUGAAUUUCAGUAGACAUAGUUUUUCGAGCAAGUAACUCCCCAUAUAUUUGUAGAUGUUAGAUUCAGAAACCAUUGGUGACAUGCCAGUCUAGUGUAGCAUAGCAGAGUUUAUAGAGCACUCUUGAGGAUUAAGAUACAUCUUCAAAAUGUGGCUUUUUUCCUGCAUAAUUCCUGUGAUUCUUGAGGAAACUGUUGGGGCUGCAGUCUGUCUACUACUCUGUGAUUGCAUCAGUGACUUUUAUAUUUAUUUCACGAGAGUCUCAAGGGUUUCCUGUUUUGCAAGUGCAACUAAGCAAAAUUUUGUGUGAGGUUUAAAAAGAAAAUGGAAAAAAAUAAGCCCUCCCUAGUGUGUUCAGCGUACGAACACAACUCUGUGGAAGCUUCCUCUGGAAGAGCCAACAGAAAUGAGUUUCUUCAGCAUUUGGAAAUGUUAGUGCCUUGUCUGCUCAGGAUGGAAGGGACAAAGCAAUUCAAGUCUGCUUGUAAAGGGCAGAGAAGACGGGAGACGAGCUGGAAAGAAGCAGUGAGUUCAGCGUGACAAAUUGGGCAGAACUGAUCAAGAAAGAUACUUGCAGGGCAUUAAAAGCUAAUCGAAACUUUUACAAGCAGCAUUUAAAAAGGAACCUUUUCAAAAAGAUAAGGUUGGAACUGAUAUUGUAAAAUAGGUUUUCAUGGUUUUGAGGCGUACUUUUUGAGAAAAUCUUGUCUAAAGGGAGUAAAGAGAGACAGACUGUUUUUUUUUUUUUAAGCUAUAAACAUUUUGACCUCACUAAAAAUAUGUUGUCUGAAGAACAGAAUCCCUUAUUUCCUUAAUAAUAAUACUAUUUACUUUUCUGGGAGAACUUUGUCCUGCUGAAAAACAGCCCCAUUGAUAUUUUUUUCAAAAAAAAAAAAAAGUCAGUCUUUGCAGGGUAAAGGUGGAAGGUGGAGGCUUUAACCUGGUCUCCUGUGGGCCGUGUUCAUGUCACACGUGGUUAACUACCACGCAGGAUUCUGCUAGCAAGGGCAGCUUCUAGGUGAAGGAAGCCAGCAGAAUGUCCUUGUGCCCUUUGGUGUUCAGUAGUUGCGCUCCGUGAUCUGUGAACACUUGGAACUUAAGUCAUUUGAGAGCAAAUUCGUGUCUGUGUUUAGCAUUCCAGGAGUACAUARAGAUCUGCUGUAUGCCUUACAAAUGUGAUUGAGAGUCCACCCAAAAGAAGACCCUAGUUUAAAUAGGUAGCUGAGGAGGUGCUGGUAAUGUCUGCAGCUGAGGCUGACCCACAGUGUCAGUCCUAAACCAGACUGUUAAAUUUAGCUUUUAUAUUCUAGGGCUUAGCAAAGUUCUGAGGCCUUUCCCAUUUUUGACAACAGCUGAAGCAGAUAGUAGCACCGAAUUUUCUGGAUAAUGUUUUGUUUUCAUUGAGCUUAAAACAAGGUGGAUGAUCAGUGGGAACCUUUUUCCYUGUCCACUUGACCAGACUCUUCUUUCUUAAGAGGCAGAAGGGAAACUCUGGAUGUUUUCUGGCAAGGUGCUUAAAAAGUUAGUCUUUGGGUAUUGCCAAAAUCACUUCUCUUUUGGGUAUGUGUUCUUAAGCCACUGGGAUUUUUGUAAGUUGUACUUUAUGUGAUGGUACCAGAGCAAAUACUUUCAUUGGUGUUCAUAGGAAGUGAAUUAUUCUGGAGGGCAUUAUGUAACCUAGGAAGCUAUGCAUGAAACAGAGUUUAUAAAUAAUAUUAUUGUCUGGUGUUCUCACGUGACACCAGGUGCUAGAAAACAAUGUAUAAUUGAUACAUGAUAGUAGAAAUCAAGUUAUUACUUAAUCUAAUGAUUGCUCUUGUCAUUCUUUUCAGGUUGCUACUUGCAUCUACAUGUAUUGUUAAUUUUUAUAAGAGCCCAUAGAGGCUUCUUAGGUAGUCUUCCCUUUCUGGAUAUUUGCACUCUUGUCUGUCCUUCGGGCCCCCUGUAAUGAAAAGGCUUCUAAAAUGUCAUGAAAACCUAAUAAUGGGAAAAGAGCAGAAAACAGUUUCUACAGUUUUCACAGUUGCCCACAUUUUAAAGGAAAUCUUUUGUGCAUGAAUGGUAAUAACUCUUGCUCUACACUGGCAGUCAUCAAAAGUGAACGCACAACCGUAGCAAAUGCACAGGCAGGCUGAGCACCCAGUUUGGUGUGGUUGGUGAAGAGC
Molecule: messenger RNA, 4452 nt
Organism: Nothoprocta perdicaria
Lineage: Eukaryota; Metazoa; Chordata; Aves; Tinamiformes; Tinamidae
Gene: VAPB
Product: VAMP associated protein B and C
Exons: 6
Coding region: 121-852 (243 amino acids)
Biological process (GO): endoplasmic reticulum membrane organization
Cellular component (GO): plasma membrane; endoplasmic reticulum membrane
Molecular function (GO): FFAT motif binding
Source: RefSeq, a predicted model, not a curated record